AUGAAAGCAGUUUGGUGUUCUAUUUCAGUGCCAAAUCACAAGUUCAUUCUAUGGCAAGCUGUUCAUCAAAAGUUGGCCACAAGGGAUAUGUUACUUUACUGUCAUAUUCCUCUUCCUUCUUUGAUGUGCCCGAUUUGUGACCAAGUGCCUGAAAGUCACUCUCAUUUAUUCUUUGAGUGUGUCUUUUCAAGGAGAGUAGUGCAGUCUAUCUUUGAGUGGUUGCAAGGUCUCUGUUGGCCCUCUAAAUUCUCUGACUGGUGCAAUUGGCUGGAGGCAGACAUGAAAAGUUUCAAGGACCGGAUCACUCUAGCUGUUCUUGCAGCUUCAGUUUAUUACAUUUGGUAUACUCGGAAUAGAUGCCAUUUUGACAGUAGUUGUCUUAUGAUUCCUUCUGUAAUCAGCUUGAUUAAAUCAUCUGUUUCAGCUAGAAUUCUUGGCUUUAAGCUUAGAUCUAAGUCUGUGGCUUCUAGAGCUAAUCAAAUGAUUCAGUUUAUUUCUAGUCUGUAUUGA
Molecule: messenger RNA, 510 nt
Organism: Humulus lupulus (European hop)
Lineage: Eukaryota; Viridiplantae; Streptophyta; Magnoliopsida; Rosales; Cannabaceae
Exons: 1
Coding region: 1-510 (169 amino acids)
Source: RefSeq, a predicted model, not a curated record